Messenger RNA from Myxocyprinus asiaticus (Chinese sucker), 4812 nucleotides. Its product is annotated as vesicular, overexpressed in cancer, prosurvival protein 1-like. The record is from RefSeq and is a predicted model, not a curated record. The transcript has 5 exons. The coding region runs from base 146 to 688 and encodes 180 amino acids. Gene Ontology annotation, cellular component: cytoplasmic vesicle membrane. NCBI's taxonomy places the organism in Eukaryota, Metazoa, Chordata, Actinopteri, Cypriniformes, Catostomidae.
UUCACCCGCACGGACACACAGACAGCUCUCGCCAUGCACGCAGGAGGAGCGUUUCUCCUUUGAAAAAGGUUUCAUGUUAAAAGUUUAAUGCAAUGAAUCCACAGUGCUGACAGCUUUUAUCAUCACUCUGUGCCUCGGUGCCUAAAUGCAGGAAAGAAUGAAGCGACACGGAGCGAGUGUGCUGUUGACACUGUGGAUGAUUUCAGAGUGUAUAGAAGCAAAGAAGCAUUGCUGGUAUUUCGAAGGAGGAUCCCCAAUCUAUUUCAUAUGUCGCUCAUACGAGGACUGUUGUGGGACGCGCUGCUGUGUCCGAGCCCUAUCCAUCCAGAGGCUGUGGUAUUUCUGGCUGUUGCUGAUGAUGGGUGUGCUCUUUUGCUGUGGUGCAGGCUUUUUCCUUCGCAGACGGAUGUAUCCAUCUCCGCUCAGUGAUGAGCCCUCUUUUAACGUGUCCUUCACCAGACAGCCUGUCAGCACGCCUGUCUCCCAGCAACCGGGCAUGCAAGGCUAUGUUGACCCUUGCAGCACCAUGACAAUGGCCUUAGCCCCUGCCUACCCAGGUCAGCCCACCCCAGCCCAUAUGAUGAGCUUGUACCCACCACCCCCCUCUUACUGCAAUCAUCCUCCACCUUCGUACGACCAGGUCUUCAAGACAGCUGAGAAAAAGAACCACAAUGAAUCAUUACAAUGAAAGAGGCCACGAGAACAGUCCACAUGAACUAGAAAGCGACCACACCACUAAAAAGAAGCUCUGACAGUUUCCAGUAGCUUUAAGUGGGUCUCAAGAAACUGUUUUCUUUUUCAUUUAAUUGUUGUAAGGACGUCUCUUUUUUGCCCACUCUCGGUUUGUCAUUUAUCGCUUGAUAGGUGCACUACAGAGGGGCAACAAAGAAAAUGUAUCCUUGAAAGUGGGAUUUUAAAAACCGAUUGCAGAAAUGGACUUCUGUACCUAACAAAGGUUUGAAGAACCUGUCAGAAUGUGAAGUUCAGAAGAGAAAUGGAAGCGUUUCAACUCUCUUUCUUUGAAAAAGCGUGUAUUCUCAUACACAGUGUGUGAGACACUCUCUUGCCUUACCAGUGGUCUAAAGCAAACCUUGGAAGGUAGUUACAAAAAAAAAAAAAAAAAAAAAAAACAUGCUGAGACACCAGGUGUAAUCCAUCGUCCUUCGGAAAACAGGUGCUCCCACGGCGACAGAUGAGAUGCCAUGGAAACCAAUGAGCAGAUUAAUGCAUGACAUCAACUCGGUCACUCUGCGAAGUGAUGGACCCAUAAAGCAGGGAGUUACAUACUGUAGACAUUAACACAGAUACUAAUGCCAAAUCAGUCUUGCAUUUAUCUAAGCCAGUGAAUAUCUUGCAAUCAUGAACAUGACAGGUCAUGGAACAGUAUAUUCAUGCUACCUAACCUCCAAAACAUGAACAGUUGCUUUGUUCAAAUCUAAAUGGUUUAAUGGGUCAAGACACUCUGCUAUGGAUAAAUGGGAUGGAACUAAUUGGUUUCUUAGGUGUGUUCAAUUUUACCCAGAACAUUUUUUGAAAUAGAUGAUGAACUCGCAAGGAGGGAGUCUAUUGAAGCCAUGUUAACCGUUCCUGUUACAGCAAGAGAAAGAAAAUGUAUUUACAUCUUUCAUUACACUCAUAGAGCCCUGAUGUUGUCAAUGGGUUAUGAAAAAAAAUGCUCAUUUUGGGUUAAAUGUCUCGUUUUGUUAUGAGCUAAAUCCUGUUAAUUGCCCUCUGUGAGUUUUUUGUGAAUUGUUGGAAUUUCUUUGUACAAAUUGAUUAUUGGAGUACAAUUAUGUGCAGAUGAAUGACAAGGAUUCACCCCAACGAGAAAUAUAACUGAUUUUUAUGUCGUUAUUUGGAGGGUGUGAUGCGUUAAUGCAACAACUGUUUAAAAUCAACAUUGGCCAAGUUCACUCUAAUUAACCCUCUUUAGGUAAACAUUUAAAAAUGUCCUUACUUCAUGACAGAUUUUACUGAAAUGUGUUUUCUGAGAAAUCCCACCUGUGUCUGUGAAUCCAAAUUAUAAAUGAAAUUUCAAUUUAGGCCUCUUUAUUUCUACUUACUUAGGGCGUUUUCACACUUGGUUCAUUUGGAGCAUUUGUGUUGGUACCUGGUGUGUAUUUUCCCCUUAGUUUGGUCCAUUUAGGCAUAUAUGAACACAGCAGUUGCACUCGGAUUUGCAGCAAAACAAUCGGUCCGAGACCACCUUGAUGAGGUAUUCUUAGUCCAAUUUCAUAUGAACGUUGGAAUGUUUUGCUCGUGGUGAGAAUGCAGUCUGAUCGGCAGACCAAUGAACCGACCAUUAUUCCUAUGACAACCACGAGUAUACAUGAUGGACCUUUGGAGAAGAAAUCUAUGGGUCAGCACAUCACUGUAAUUCAUAAUCAAACUGAUUAUUUAUCCCUCCAUUAUAUGCUGGAAACUUUUUUGGCGACUAUAUAUUAGAUAUGAUUGCAUGAUUAGUAGAAUUGUUAUUAAUAAUUCUCUGAGGUAAUUUAUCAGUGCGAUCGCUUCUAUGUUUGUGGCACAACAGGUAGGAAAACUUGGUGGCGUUAGCAACUUUUUCACAGAUAAAAACAAGAAAGAAAACGCAUGAAAUCCAAUGAGUUUUCAUUUUAACCAUCUUGACGUGGCUUCACUCUUUUUUAAUGCAUUAUUUAAUGCAGAAAUCACGCAAAAGUAACUAUUGAUGGAUGAAAAUAACAAUGAUGGAAAUUUUACAACUCUCAUCCGAGUGAUGGAUAAUGUUUAUUUGUAAGAGCAACCUCAAAUUGCAGUUCACAUUCUAUACCAUACAGCAGCGUUUUGCAUUACCGCGAUAUAAUCAUUACUCGAAAAUGUGUACUUGUUGACAUUUCUACCAGUAUAUUGCCCGCAUAUGCCACUAUGAGCUAAACCCCAGAACAGCACGCAAACAUUCUGACCUAUGAGGGGACAGUUUGCUUACAUGCACUGAUAUAUAUUAUAGAACUGGAUUGCUCAUGAUGUCCUAACUGUGAAGCCAUUGCGCCGCCAUAUUGCUAUGUCCAAACAUUCCAAUGUGCCUAUUGACUUAACAGGAAAUCAUCUCAUUUCAGCGAGUAAAAAUUCAAUAUCAUUCAAUCACCGAUUUUAUAUCUGAAAUCUGCAUGUACAGUAUAUCCCUACAAUGCAAACGUCCUACACAUGUAAAUAUUUAUUUAUUUAAAGUCUGGAAUUUUUCCUGUUUCUUGAAAGCCUGAGCGAGUUAUGUGUGUCUGUAUCAAACAGUAUCCAUCUCUAACAAACUUCAGUGGCGAACAGAUCAGCUAAAUGUAAACAAGUUCACUGAAACUGAGGUAAGAUACAAACAGACAUUUUCAGACUUAUUUAUUGUGAUAAUCGAAGUGUUUGUUCAGAGUUACUUGUUUUAUCUUUUCAUCAAAAAGUGCCUUUUUCUCGCAUCAAAUAAGAGCGUGCGCUCUCCCUCUCCCUCUUAUCACACGCACAGCAGGCGUGAAGAGAGGGAGACAUGCAAAGUAAAGUUGGUUCAAUUUAAACUGACAGGUGAAUGCUCUGACAUCGCAAAUCCACGUUUAUCUACUCCCUCAUAACAAAUAUUAUCCAUAAUGAGCAAAUUCAAAAUUAAACAUGAUUGUCACUAGAGGACGAAAUUCAACUUUCGUAUCCGCAGGUCGCAGACGAUGAAACAUGGGUGUUUUAACCUGUCAGUCAUUGAUGCUCUAUGAGGGUUUGAGCAUACCAAGAUGGCUGCUUGAACACUUCCGGUGGCUUCACCUUCUGCAGGCAGUUUACCCUUGGGUCAGCGAUCCAGUUCUAUACAUAUAUCAGCGCUUACAUGUGACUUUUAGUAACAAAUUUUGGUCAGUGUCGAAAUGCUGCCUUGUGAAAGCAAACCAAACCAAUGAGUAAAUCCAAAACUGGAACAAUUUAGACCCUGUUUUGAAACAAAUCAAAUAAACCAAAGGUCUGAAAACACCCUUAUUCAGCAUGUUAUUGAAACAGAACGAAGACAAAGUGAAACAAGAUUGACUGUAAAGUUGAGUAUUUUGCAUACUGAAUUCUUACAAUUUUUAUAUUGGAUAUUGCUUGCUGGUUUAAAAAUUUUACUGUAACUUAAUGUUGUGACCUUGUGCAGACUAUACCUUUGGGAGUAGAAAUGCAUCAGGCUUUUUUGACACAAAUAUUACCACAACACUAAUUAGGAGAGAAUCACAGAAUUAGGAGAGAGACUGGACUUUUAGCCCAAUCAUGCAAGUUUUUUUUUUUUUUUUUUUUUUUUUAUAAAGUAUGUGAAGCUGAAAAAGCAGGAGCUCCCCACUGAAGACUUAAUAUCUACUGAAAAUGUUAGGUGAUCUUAAAUAGAUCCUGUUAUAUUUAAAGUGCAUUGGAGAAAACAUGUUGAAAAUUAUGCUUUUUGUAGUUGUGGUUAUUGGUAAUGGUUUAAUUUAUUUAAUAUGCUUUAAGUUGAACUAUGCAAAGGAGAAAUGGUGUCUGUUUGCUAAAUGUUAUAAUUGAAUUGUUAAGAUUACGGUUAGUGGGGGGGGUCAAGGACAGCUGUGAAAUUUGAUGGUGCCAAACAUCCUAUGCAUCUCAAGCCUCAAGUGACAAAUUAAUAAUUAUGCAGCCCUAGUAAGAUGUGUGAGCUGUCACUUUGAUGUUGGACAUGUGAAGCAAUUUUAACAAUAACAAUUUUGUUUAGUACUUGCACUGUUAUCUACACCAUCAUUGACACAUCAACAACCAUGUCAUAGUGAAAACCUAUUAACAGUUGUUCAUGAACUGCAGUAAUAAAGUACACCUUUGUUUGAGACUUCUGUUUUACCGUCAACA